Messenger RNA from Symbiodinium sp. CCMP2592, 1584 nucleotides. The record is from the annotation of a GenBank genome assembly. NCBI's taxonomy places the organism in Eukaryota, Dinophyceae, Suessiales, Symbiodiniaceae.
AUGCGUCUAUUGACUGCCGGGCUUCUGCCCUCGGCGGCGCUUGCAGCAAGGGUUCUUCUUUCCGCCGGGGAUGAGGGGAUCGGUGCCAGGCGGCACGCCUUCAGUGCCAGCGUAGACGGGGCAGGGGCGGCGGCUGAAGAUCCAGCAGAGCUGCCCCCUGAGUGGCGACAGCGACUCCAGGUCUCCGACCGCCUAGCACAUGGAGGAUAUGGGACGGUGUACAAGGUCAAGAUCACAUGCGGCGAGAGCCACGGCGCUGACUUGGCCCUGAAGGUCGCCCGUCCCUCUGCUUCCGCCGAGAAGGAGGCUGCUGUCCUUCGGGAGAUGCACGGCGUCAGCGACUACUGCUCCAGCACUGUGGGAAAUCCGGACUUCAUCGACUACCGAGGCUCUCACUACAUCCUCAUGCCCUACAUGAAUCGCGGCGACUUGCACGAUUUGCUCACGCGCUGCUUCCAGUCAUCGUCCUGCCGGUGUCACGGAAGGAAGCCGAAGGGUGGAGUUCGGGAGCAACCUCUUUGCUGGGAGGCCUUGGGACCUGGAUGGAGCGAAGAUUUUGUAUUGACUUUGAUGCUCCAAGCCAUGAAAGGUGUAAGAGCUCUCCACCGUCAUCACUGGGUGCACAUGGACUUGAAGCCAGAGAAUGUGAUGCUUCACUGCGAAGGCCUCAGCUGCUAUGCGCAAGUCAUUGACCUUGGCCUUGUUUGCAAAGAGCGCUUCCACUGUAUGCUCCGUGGUACCCACGGCUAUAUAGCUCCGGAAGUUUGGCAGGGGACUCAUGUCGGCAUCCCUGCCAACGACGUGUUUUCACUCGGCGUGAUCCUCUACGUGAUCGAGACCGGGAGCCUUCCACCCUUCGGGAACGAUGAGGACGGUUCUUUGACAACGGCUUACCAUGCGGAGGAGGAUCCGAAGCUGCACAGGCCUUUCUCCCAGCAGUCCCUGGUCAAGCUGAUCACAAGAAUGCUGGAGCCGCAUCCCAGAAAGAGGAUUCGCCUCGAAGAUGCAGAGAACCGGCUGCGCGAGAUCAUCCUCAGCAAGAACUCAAGCCAGGAAAUCCUGAACAUGAUUGAGAAGACGCCCGAGAAAGCAGGCGCAAAGCCACACCUCCCUGACUGCAUUGAAGAAGCAGACGCAGGAGCCACGAAGCUCGUCACAUUCGGACGGGUGGUGGUGCUUCCGCCACUGGGCUUGGCGAUGUUUGGGGAUUACGGUUAUAUCAUGGGCAAGUUCUACAUGCCUCUUGAGUGGCUGGCCCUGAUCAUCUUGACUCUCUCCUCGGCCGCCUUUGGCUACCUUCAGGCCUACCCCGUGGGGGAGACAGCGCCACCGGCUCCCAUGGCUGCCAUGGCAGUCGUUUUGGGCUCUGCCACGGUGUCGGCCCUGGCAUCCUUGGUCACGGAGAAGAUCUUGAAAGGCGAUCGCGACCCCUUCCACAUGCAGAAGGCUGGUACCGGGGGGGAGGGGGGGAUGAGAGUGCGGAUGGGGAUCAUGACCACCAUCUUCGUCAUCAUCAUUACCAUCAUAUUCAUCACUAUCAUUGGCUUUGGAGCUGGAGUGCAGUGGAACUGUAUCACAUCCUAA